AUGAACAUUCAAAGUCAAACGUUUCAGUCGAGGAGAUCGUAUCCGUAUAAGCCGCCAUUUGGUGAGCUAGUCGAUAGCGAUCCAUCAUUUGCCGAGAUGGAGAAGAUUGUUUGUGGAGCCAAUGGGAAGCGACCACCUCUCGAACCAUCUUGGACCAAUGGCAGUAAUGUGAGUGGAGCUAGUGAUUGUCAAUAUAAUUAUCAACAUUGUGAUUAG
Molecule: messenger RNA, 216 nt
Organism: Cylicostephanus goldi
Lineage: Eukaryota; Metazoa; Nematoda; Chromadorea; Rhabditida; Strongylidae
Source: the annotation of a GenBank genome assembly